UGGGAGCAGAAGGUUCUGGUAGCGCUGCAGAUAUACAAGAAGCUGUACGGAGACCUUCUCGUGCCAAGGCCGUUUGUGGUUCCUACCGGAGAUGAGCGGUGGCCUUCAAAGACGUGGGGGUACAAUCUAGGGACUGCUGUUAAUCGCCUUCGGAUCAAGCUGGAGAAUAAGUCACCACUCUCCACUGAGUUUAAGGAGGAACUGGAGACGCUGGACUUCGCGAGGAACGCGUCCCAAUACAAGUGGGAUAAUAUCGUCCUGCCGGCGCUCAAGAGGUUUCAUCAAGUGCACGAGCAUGCAGAUGUCCCCCAAGAAUUUGUCGUCCCGACCAAUGACGAAACUUGGCCGAGACUGACAUGGGGUUGCCGACUGGGAAACACGGCCCACAGCAUUCGACGGAAGGAAGCGUAUACCGUCCAAGUGGCCAUGUCAAAGGAAGAGCUGGACAGGAUCGAGUUCUGCUACGACAUUUCGAUUAUUGAACGUGACUGGACGAAGAAGGUUCUGCCGUCGUUGCAAGUGUAUCGGCGAGAGUUUGGCGAUUGCCUCGUUCCCACGGCGUUUGUUGUUCCAGCAUGUCCUCCAUGGCCAGAGAAGGCGUGGGGAAUGACACUUGGAAUCGUUGUAAGCAGAUGUCGCAUUGGUGGCGGCUACGCGGAGCAGGCAACUCGAGACAGGGAGGUGCUAGAUGCUCUCGGUUUUGUGUGGAACCGUAGUGACGCGGUGUGGGACGAGAGCAUUAUGCCAGCUCUUAAAACGUUUGUGGAUGUCUACAAAAAUGGCCACGUCCCUCAUAAAUUUGUUGUUCCGUCUCAAGCCCCUUGGCCUGAGCGAGCGUGGGGAAUGGCGCUAGGAAAAGUGGUGAGCAGAUGUCGCAUUGGUGACAGCUACGUGGAGCAGGUAACUCGAGACAGGGACGUGCUUGACGCCUUAGGUUUUGUGUGGAAC
Messenger RNA from Phytophthora sojae, 948 nucleotides. RefSeq lists its product as hypothetical. The record is from RefSeq and is a predicted model, not a curated record. The transcript has a single exon. The annotation marks the transcript as partial. NCBI's taxonomy places the organism in Eukaryota, Oomycota, Peronosporomycetes, Peronosporales, Peronosporaceae.